CAAUGAUGGGGGAUGUUUUCCAGCCCAGAGUUCUGCUGCACCGAUUAGAUGUUAAGGAGAAGGUGAUCGUUAAAGAAGAAGCUUCUUUAGACCACAAACCUCGUGCCGACCUGCAUGACCCAGACCAAAUUAAAGGCAGAGAGCUUCCAGAAGAAAAUGAUGGAAGACAAUCCAUCAAGAUACAAGAUCAUGGAGAUGCUUCCAUUUCUUCAGAGGCUGAAGACACUGAGGAGGAUGAAGAAGACAGUGAUGUAGGGCACCCUCUCUCUGAGCUGAAACGCUUAUCAGACUCAGGAUAUAAGAAAUGUUCUACAGAGAAGAAUAAAUGUAGGAAAGGCCACCCAGGAGUUGCGCUUAGCUGCAAAGACUGUGGCAAAACAUUUAUGGCAAAAUCAGCUUUAAUCACACACAUGAGAAUCCACACAGGAGAGAAGCCUUUCUGUUGUGAUCUAUGUGGACAAAGCUUUAGUCGAAAAGGAACUUUAAACAGACACAUGGGAAUCCAUACAGGACAGAAGCCUUUUUGUUGUGAUCUAUGUGGACAAAGCUUUAGUCUCAAACCUGUUUUAAACACACACAUGAGAAUCCAUACAGGAGAGAAGCCUUUUUGUUGUGAUCUAUGUGGACAAAGCUUUAGUCAAAAACCAAAUUUAAACAGACACAUGGGAAUCCAUACAGGACAGAAGCCUUUCUGUUGUGAUCUAUGUGGAAAAAGAUUUAGACACAAAUCUAGUUUAAACAAACACAUGAGAAUCCAUACAGGACAGAAGGCUUACUGCUGUGAUCUAUGUGGACAAAGCUUUAGUCGAAAAGGAACUUUAAACAUACACAUGAAAAUCCAUACAGGACAGAAGCCUUUCUGUUGUGAUCUAUGUGGACAAAGCUUUAGU
Molecule: messenger RNA, 890 nt
Organism: Fundulus heteroclitus (mummichog)
Lineage: Eukaryota; Metazoa; Chordata; Actinopteri; Cyprinodontiformes; Fundulidae
Product: gastrula zinc finger protein XlCGF7.1-like
Exons: 2
Biological process (GO): regulation of transcription by RNA polymerase II
Cellular component (GO): nucleus
Molecular function (GO): DNA-binding transcription factor activity, RNA polymerase II-specific; RNA polymerase II transcription regulatory region sequence-specific DNA binding
Source: RefSeq, a predicted model, not a curated record